This is a messenger RNA of Vicia faba (fava bean), 345 nucleotides long. NCBI's taxonomy places the organism in Eukaryota, Viridiplantae, Streptophyta, Magnoliopsida, Fabales, Fabaceae. The record is from the annotation of a GenBank genome assembly.
AUGUUUAAUAUCUUUGAAGAUUUUGGGCUUGUGGUCGAGGUAGUUAUACCUCCGAAGAGGGAUAAACCAGGAGGGAGGAAGGGAAAAGAGGUGGUGGAGAAUCGCGGGGGGAUGAAUCUGACUUAUCACGGUGGAGGAGGUAUAGCAAAAGAGAAAGUCACUGAUAAGUCAUAUGCUCGGGCAAUGAAGAUUAACUCUUCUGUUAGACCAGUACAAUGGGAGAAGAAAGUGUUGGGAUGGCGGCAGGAAGAAAAGAAACCUAAAUUUUCACAUUUACAGUUUAAUGUAGAGAAGGAAUAUAAUAUCAAAUGCAAAGGCGGACACGUGCUUUAUCCAGGAAACUAA